Cyprinodon variegatus (sheepshead minnow) is the source of this 2813-nucleotide messenger RNA. Its product is annotated as syntaxin-binding protein 4-like. Gene Ontology annotation, molecular function: protein binding. Bases 102 to 2030 code for a protein of 642 amino acids. The transcript is spliced from 19 exons. The record is from RefSeq and is a predicted model, not a curated record. Lineage: Eukaryota; Metazoa; Chordata; Actinopteri; Cyprinodontiformes; Cyprinodontidae.
AGGAGCGCGCGGACUGAUGCGUCUCUGGGGCAGGAGCGCAUGACUUUCGCUCCGAGACCUGCUCGGCAGCAGCAGCCACAGCAACUGGACCACAGCUGGAUAUGUCGCUGCUGAAACAGCGGGGGAGAGAGCUCGAGCGCUUCGAUGGACUGUCGCUCAUUUACUGGACUCUAAUGGGUCCAUAUGGGGUUGACAGAGCUGUUCAUUCCAUGGAGUUUACAGACUGUGAAAAUGGCCUGGGAAACCUGUUGCCAGGGGACCAGAUCCUGGAAGUAAAUGGGGACAGUCUAGUUGGAGUCACCAGUGAAAGAGCUGUGGAUAUCUUGAGAGCAGCCUCUGCCACAAAUCACAUGCGCCUUCUUAUAGCCAGAGACGAAGAAGCAAAGAGAGAAUUUGCUGAGCUUCUAGAGAAAUAUGGCUCCAAUGGCAGCACAGGAUCAACUCGCAACUCCCCCAUUCAGCAAGGAGGUCGCCUCUUGGAAAGCACCUCAUCUGGUUCGUCGUCCCGCUCUCAAAGUCCACUGCUACUCAGCCCUGCAGGCUCCCAGAAUAUGUACAAUGGUGGGGCCAUGAUGCGCUCCCUAAGUCACCCUGGUGAAGGAGUGAUUCAACUCAUCUCUGUUGCACGAUCCAGUAGUCUGGGCAUCACCAUUGGGGGAGGCUCCAACAGGCCAGACGGUCCUGCUGUGUUCAUCCAGGAGGUGCUCUCUGGAGGAGACUGUCACAGGGAUGGUCGUCUGAGGCCAGGAGAUCAGCUCAUCGCCAUCAACAAGGAGUCUUUGAUUGGUGUGACUUAUGAAGAGGCGAAAGGCAUGCUGAGCAAAGUUAAGCACAGUCAAGAUAACACGGUGGACAUCGCCUUCAUCCCAGGAAAAGGGCUUUUUCCAAGCAGCACAUCGCUCCACAACGGAGUACAGCGAGCCGCAGCCAACAGCUACAACUCUGGACGCCUAAAAGUUCACAUCCGAUCACCUGAGAUCUGUGCAGAGGAGCCAGCUCCAGUGUCUUCACCCUCUCCAGACAUCUGUCCUCCAGAUAUUCAUAUUUCAGGUUCUACCAGCCAAAGGUCUCCAACAGGGACAAAACCAAGGAUAACACUUGACCCACACAUACGCCUGAAGUCUGAUAAGUUAGACUUGGCAUUGACAUUUCUUGGACUGGAUGUUAGUGAGGAGAAGAGGAAGAUGCUGAGGCAUAGCCUGACUCCUGAUCCACAAGGCACUGUGGCGUAUGGAGACUUUGUGGAAGCUUCCCGGAAUAUCUUCCAGGAGGACCUAGAGGAGUUGGGAUUAGGAUCAGAUCCCUUCACCUUCUCCUAUCAUGAAGCAGCCAGUUUGAUGGACACAUCAGCAUUUCAUUCUCCUACUUAUGAGUCAGAGUGCAGCUACAGCAGUGAGGAGAUGGAGCAGUUUCAGACUGAGGUGAAGCAACUGCAGACUCAGAUGAAGCAGCUUAAGGUAAUCCUAAAAGACAUGGAACAAAGCAAAAAAGGUCUAGAGGAGGAGCUGCAGAAGACCUCAGAGAAAGCCUGUUUGACUGUGGAGGAGAACACCCGUCUGAAGAGUCGUCUGCAGGCAGCUGAGGCUGGGGCGGUGCAGCGACAGGCCACCACCGCUGAGCAGGACUAUGAGGAAGUUAUCCAACUGCUGGAGGCUGAGAUCAGAGACCUGAAGAACCAGCUAGCCUCCAAGAGGCAAGCCUCUGGAGGAGAGGUUAAAUGUUACGAAGAUGCAGAAACAGCGGAACUGACGUUUGAAUACACAUGCUUCCUGCGCCACUGUUUCGCCGUUACACUCACUGCCAAAUUCCAGGAAGCCUGCAAUGAUGCAGACUCACUAUUUGAGAGCUGGACGGUCCAUUGGAGCAACAGGUUAUCUCCAAUCACAGAUGGAUCUGACACCCCGUCAGCCCUUCCUGAUCCUGCCUUCCAGCUGGCUGUAGAGGCCAAGGAGCUGGUGGAGGGGGUGUGCUCUGUCACUGCAGAUAAAGCAUCUGAUGCCGCUUCGGAUGUCAAUUUGCAUCACGUAUGAGCUUCAGAGGGACAGAAGGAGAUCCUGCUCCAUCACCAAAGAGGCCCACUGAGACCAAACCAACGGCGCUCUUCACCAGUCAACAUGUCCACAGGAUAUGGCGCCACUUUAGCAACCAGUACUGCUUCAGCCAGUGCAGACCACCCAGUAAACAGAGACCGAUGGCUUCUCUGAGCAGACCCCCGCUUGCAUAUGAAUUAGAGACUGCGGCUGAAGUUUUCCCCAGCACCUGAGCAGCAAACAAUACUGUUCCUAAUGCAGCAGCUGAUGUUAAAGGCACUGCAUGACCGAGUGCAUGACACACAUGUGCUGCUGCAUAAUUUGGUAAUACUUCUCUGAUGUGUUUUGUAAAGAUAACAGGAAGAUUGACUUCCUGAGCUGCAUGUGAAGGAGAGCUUCUUCUGUUCCUGCUUGGGUGGGACAAUCCAGAGCUAAACAGUCCUCUGUCUCAUCAUCUUCAUCAUCAUUUCUCUGCCAUAUGCUUCAUCCCUCUCCCUGGUUUGUUUGCUCUGCAACAAACAUAAGAACUGUUGAGAAAAGUGUAGAGCCUUCAUGUUACCUCUUCUUGUGCCCAUUUUCAUUAAGAAAAGGUUGGAGGUUUCUGAGAGUCGGGACCUGAGUGAUCAGCGUCAUCUGCAGCUUCGUAUCUCUGCUGUGGUUCAUCUUCAUGUGCCGCCAUAGCUCCAGCCGUGUGCUCUUGUGUUACAUAUCGUCAGUGAACAGAAAACAGUUAUAGACUACAUGUGAAAUGUUUUAUUUCUGCCAACAGCUACAAACCCAUUU